AUGAAGCAAUCCUUUGCUGCGUGGAUCGUGUUGCUGAGCUCCUGGCCGCUGCCGACGAGCGGAACACAGUGCCGUUGCUACACCAGCUGUCCAGAUCCAGAUGACUACUGCAUCGAGACGGACGGCGAGGGCCAGUUUGUGGUGGUCGAUGGCACCCCAAAGGUCUGUCAGACUUGGGAUGAUAGCUGCGAGGAAGGCCGUUGCUACACCAACAUUCCCACCAGCGAGGAUGCCAGGAUUCAACACAUUAGCUCCGAGCUGGAAGAAGUGGACAACUUCUUUACGUAUGUGGGAGUGGCCAAAUGUAUCCUCUCCAUUGCCAUGCUUCUGUGGAAAAGCUGCAAAGGCCAAAAAGGCAGCAGCAAGCGCCCCAAGUGGGUCACGGGCUGGUUUGUAACUUCCGAAGUGCUGCAAGCCACAGCCUUCAUGUUCAAGAAUGUUGACUGGACCGAUGCCGCGGUUUCCUACAUGGGGGGAGCCUACGAGCCAUGCUCGCCCAAUCACGUCACUUGUUUGUCCAUCUCUGUAGAGUGCGUCCUCUUAAGCAUCGUCUCUCUUCUGCAGAUCAUCGAUGCCUUGGUCACCAUGUGCCUGCCAGAACCCCAAGAAGCAGGAAAGUGGGCUGGCUGCCAGGACCGCCUUGAGUUUCUUUUUGAAUACGUUCUGCCUCAAGCCGUCAUCACCGUGUGUUGGGUGUUGUGGGCCAUGCGGGCCGUAGAGCCAGGCUAUUGCGACAUCCUCCCUUUGCUGCUGCUUGUGGCAAGUCUCACGUGUUUAUGUUGCUCUUGCUGCUGCAGCUCGAGGGCCUUCUAUGUUGAGGCAAGGAGCAAGGGUGAGCAAGAACCACCCGCGAAGUCAGACACAGUGUGA
This is a messenger RNA of Symbiodinium natans, 870 nucleotides long. The record is from the annotation of a GenBank genome assembly. NCBI's taxonomy places the organism in Eukaryota, Dinophyceae, Suessiales, Symbiodiniaceae.